Messenger RNA from Gadus macrocephalus (Pacific cod), 3471 nucleotides. It is a transcript of the gene cfap92, whose product is annotated as cilia and flagella associated protein 92 (putative). The transcript is spliced from 14 exons. The record is from RefSeq and is a predicted model, not a curated record. Lineage: Eukaryota; Metazoa; Chordata; Actinopteri; Gadiformes; Gadidae. The coding region runs from base 138 to 3287 and encodes 1049 amino acids.
GUGGAGACGCCAGACGUUUCCUUCUGCUCCGGUGCGUGAGGGGUUCGUACCGUUUGAUUGCGCGGACGUGGGGCCCGAAAGCUGAUCCAAGAGAAGGCUUACCUGUCCUAUGUGAACUUAAUUUAUAAGCCAUCAAAAUGGAUGUCGUCGCCACAGAUGUCGUUGACCCCAAGUCUGACAUCUGUCUCACGAGCGAUCCACAGCAGUCCCAAACAAAGAGUGACCUCACAUCCUGUAUAGCUGAUGGAGUGGUGGACAAAGGGCCAGCAGAAAGCCUUCCCCCCCAGACCGGUCUGGCCCCCGGGGGCCAGUCACUGGUCCGUGAGACUGGUCCCCCUGGCCGGGUACUGGUCUGUGCGACUGGUUCCACUGGUCAGGGACUGGUACGUGAGAAUGGUUCCCAUGGUCAGGCCUUCACCAAGAAACCUCCGGUCGGUAUGGAUGACUCCUAUGAAGUCACCUGGACAGUAGACUUCGCCGUAGCUGUCCCCAGAGGUGUGGAGGAGGUGAAGCGUGAAGGGAGGGGCCCCCGGGCUGAGGCCCCGUCCGAGGGGCCCCCCAAACCCCAGUCCUACUACCACCUGGAGGCCCGCCUGCUGCCGGGGCCCACGGAGCCGCUCAAGGCCGACCUCGUCGUGAUGGGGCCCGUCGUCCGGAUAUACAGGGACAACGAGUCCAAGACCUUGAGGACGUGGUGUGAGGGGGACCGGAUGUGGGUCAACUGGUCCCACUCCUUCAGGGUCUCCGUCACCAGAGAGCUCCUGGAGGCCCUGCUCUCCCACACCAUCCUCCUCCGCGUCGUGGAGGGCCGGGAGAAGGUGGGCAGCCGGGCCCGCAACGACCGGCCCAAAGCCUUCAGGCCCCUGCUGGCUCGCUCAGAGGACGACGCCGACGGCUGUGUUGUUGUCAGGGACAGGGUGUCCUGGCUGAGGGAGGUUACUGAGAGAGACCCCUCAAAAAUGUCCAAGAAGAAGAAGAGCCAUACCAAAGCAGAAAUACAAAGACCUCCCGAAGAGGAAAGCCACAAGCUAGGACGCAGUGUGAAACCACAGGAACAAAGCAAGGACACCAUAACAUUAGCCAAUCAAAACAACAAGACUUUGGCUGCAUCUCACAAAAGUGGUCUUCAGCCAUACGAAAAAGCUUUGGACCUUGAGAACAUCAAGAAGAACGGCCUCGCUUGGGUUGAGUGUCGACCAAAUUGUCUUGUGGCAGGAGUGACCUCAUUGGCCGUGAGAUUCUCUGUUGUCCGUCCGUCUGCUGUGUUUGAGGCGCUGUGUAACAUCUCACUGGACCGGGCCUUGAUGUCAGAACAGCUCAAGGCCGAACUCAACCCGCUGGUCAUCACAAUCCUGUCGGCAAACUCCCUGCCUUCCACCCCCAUCCCUUUCCCCGUGCUCCGGGAGAAAUGCCUGCCCGUGUACUGCCAGUACCAGUUCCACGAAUCGAAGAUGCACAAGACGAAGCCUCAGCGCCACGGCGAGCACGUCCACUUCGACGACGUGCUGGUGGUAAUGGCGGGCUCCAUGGGUCAGGGCGGGCUGCGUCAGUACCUCACGGGCCCCCCGCUGGAGAUCCAAGUCCACGACCGCGACAGGAAGCCGCAGCAAGCGCCCGUUAGCUCCGGGCUGUUCGGGACCCGGCCGGACGACGGCCAGCUGAGCAGCGUGGCCUUCGUGGCUCGGAAGCGCACCGCCCAAGACCCUGCUGUCAACCAGGUGUACGAGUCUUACGGCGUAGCACACCUGGACCUCUCGGGGCUGGUGUUGGGCCAGAGGAGCUUCAAGGUGACCCUUCCGAUCAGGAGCGGGCCUCCGCCUCAGCUGCUGGGCAGAGAGAGGCCCAUGUGGGAGAGGAAGAUGAUGGACCUGCCGGGCGAUGCCGAUGGCCGUGGGAAGCAGCCCUUGGAGCAGGGGCAUUACUUUGACUCCAACGCUCACCUCAAAGUCAAGGUGGAACUGGCGCAUCCCCUGUUGUGGGACGCAGACCCCGCCGUCGGAUCUGAAGAACAUCCGGCGUUCGGCCGCAUGGUUUUCGUUUUUGGUUCCAACAACGUCGACGUGUUGACCAAGCUGAGGUCGGAGAUUCUGAAGAUCAACGCGGCGGCGUUCAACAUCGGCUCUUGCUCGUCCGUGUCCCUCGACAGGGUUCUGUCCGAAUACCCGUUGAGUCCGGAGGAGAGCGAGAGCAAAGAGCUGGAUUUUGUCACGGGGUUCCACGUGCAGGACGAGCAGAGGCACCUGGUCGUGGUCGAAGGACUGAGACACAAAGCAGUGAAGCUCCUCUGGGAGACCAUCCCUCAAAAGCUCGGCGGAUGCACGGAGGAGCAGGUGAGGGUUCUCUACUCCUCAGGCAUGGGUUUCUUCAAGCGUAUCUACGGCUCGCUGGACGUGGGGCUGAGUCCUGUUCAUCUUCACCGGCCCCUGGAGGACAUCAUGGGGAACCCCCAGGUCUACAUCAGGGACAUGCUGCCCCUCUCCACCUUCCAGGCCCUGACCCGGCUGAGCCAGCUGUGUCAGGCGAGCAGGUUGCUGGAGGCGGUGCGUGGCGACCUGCUCCCCACGGUGGAUAUGAUUCGCAGCGUCAGCAGAGACCUGGGCACGGUUCCUGGGAGGACGGAGCAAGAGAUCCGAGUGGAGGAGGAGGAGGAGGAGGUGGUGGGGAACACAGAGGUCUUCUCCUCCCUGUCUGCCAGGGAGAGGAGGUGUGUGCCCCUAGACAUGAAUAACACAGAGUUCAAGGAAUGGAAGAAGAGGAUCAAACACACCCUCGACUAUGUUAAGGAGAACAUCAGGGAAGUCCAACUCAGGAGCGGCCAGAUUCAGAAGCCCAGGCGGGCUGAGUUCGGCCCAGAGCCUGCCGAGUUUAGCCAGGUGCACAACUACAGCAUCCAGACCUUCAACUCACACAGGAGGGGCUUGGAGCUGCUGCGUGAGGCGAUGGCUAAGGAGCCCGGCCGAAGGUUCACGUACAGCCAGUUGUACCAGAGUGCUACGCUGGAACCAGGCGGUUUCACCCACGUUCCUCGGGGCACCGGCGCCGCCUUCGACUUCUCCUCCCCCCGCGAGCACCCCCCGCACCCAGACCAGGCGCGUGUGGAGGAGCUGAGAAAGCCCUGGGAGGAGAACAUCCUCCACGCCAACACCCUUCGUUCCCCGCUGACCCGGGACCAGUGGCCGUGGUGCCGACGGUCGCUGGACUUCCAGCUCUACCCCAGCGCGCCCCCCUACUUCGGACCGCCUCCCCCCGUCCCCGCCCGCCUGGCCAGUACGUAUGGCGCCUCAUGAGGGCAGCUCUUCCCUGAUUGGUUCUGGGAAUCCAUCUUGCCCGUCAUCCACUCUCUGUGUGUGUGUGUGUGUGUGUGUGUGUGUGUGUGUGUGUGUGUGUGUGUGUGUGUGUGUGUGUGUGUGUGUGUGUGUGUGUGUGUGUGUGUGUGUGUGUGUGUGUGUGUGUGUGUGAGAGAAAUCAAAA